Messenger RNA from Dovyalis caffra, 1344 nucleotides. NCBI's taxonomy places the organism in Eukaryota, Viridiplantae, Streptophyta, Magnoliopsida, Malpighiales, Salicaceae. The record is from the annotation of a GenBank genome assembly.
AUGGCUAUGCCAAAGUUAGCAUUUCCUCUGCUCCUCUUCUUUCUCUUCUUGGCUCUUACCCCCUCUCAAGCUGAUCCUUUCGGACCACCACUUGUCAGCCCCAUCCAGAAAGAUCCUUCAACCCACCAAUACAUCAUCACAGCAUACCUACAAAGCCCUCAAGAAGAACGAAAAUUACUCUUGGACCUUGGAGCUAGUUACAUCUGGAUUAACUGUGAUGACUACAAUUCAUCCACAUACAAACACAUCCCAUGUACCACCUUGCUUGAUGAAUUAGUCGGCUGCUUUGCUUGCAUGAUGAACUGCAGGGACUCCCAUCCCAAUUGUGGCGACAGUGUUUGUGUAUUGAAGCCUGAGAACCCCUUCGAUCCCAGCUUCUCCCAAAACGGUCCUUAUGCCCCUGCUAUUGUUGAUUAUUUCUCCAUGCCCAAUUUAGAUAAUACAGGCUCCUCAGGAGGACCUUCCCUCUCUUCCCCGUUCACAUUUAUCUUCUCUUGUGGUUCUAAAGAAUAUCUCCAAGGCCUAGCUACAGGUGUCACAGGCUCGGCAGGGCUCGGACGUUCGAACAUUUCGAUCCCAGUACAGGCUAGUGCGAUCUAUCAUUAUCCACGUUAUUUUGCACUUUGUUUGUCAGGCUCUAAAACUCGGCCUGGGCCUUAUAAGUUCGGGAGUAGAAUUGAUCUCUCAAAAUCACUUGUUUAUACACCACUCCUUUUGAACCCUGUUGGGAAAUACUCCUAUCCUGAUCUGAAAAAACCCUCGGAUGAAUAUUUCAUAGGAGUGACUUCCAUUAAAGUUAAUGGAAAGGUGGUAGCCUUGAAUCAAUCACUCUUGCCCAUUGAUAGCGGUAAUGGUUCGGGUGGGACAAAGCUCAGUACUGUUGUUCCGUACACACAGUUAGAGACUUCUAUUUACAAGGCUGUUACUGAGGCAUUCGUGAAGGCAGCAGCGUCUUCUCCUUUCAAUCUUACUACAACAAAACCUGUUCAGCCCUUCAGUGUGUGCUACCCUGCUAGUAAUGUAAAGAGUACGCGUGCUGGACCGACAGUGCCAACCAUUGAACUUGUAUUGCAUAGGAAUGAUGUGGUUUGGAAGAUCUUAGGAUCGAAUUCCAUGGUCAGGAUUACUAAGAAUGGAGGUGUUGAUGUGUGGUGCUUGGGUUUUGUGCGUGCUGGGGUUAAACCAACACCUUCAAGAUUUGUUGGUGAUCCAUCCAUAGUAAUUGGUGGUUAUCAGAUGGAGGAUAAUUUGCUACAAUUUGACUUAGAGUCCGUAAAAUUAGGAUUUAGUUCGUCAAUUCUGUCCAGAGGAACCAAUUGUGCCGACUUUAAAUUUGCGCCAUGA